This is a messenger RNA of Ostrinia furnacalis (Asian corn borer), 1303 nucleotides long. Its product is annotated as RNA-binding protein with serine-rich domain 1-A. Lineage: Eukaryota; Metazoa; Arthropoda; Insecta; Lepidoptera; Crambidae. The record is from RefSeq and is a predicted model, not a curated record. Gene Ontology annotation, cellular component: ASAP complex; nucleoplasm; cytoplasm. Gene Ontology annotation, biological process: mRNA splicing, via spliceosome. Bases 111 to 998 code for a protein of 295 amino acids. Gene Ontology annotation, molecular function: RNA binding. The transcript is spliced from 7 exons.
UGUCUAUGGUUUUAUAAUGCUCGCUCGCUCGCGAAAAAGGACGCCGCAAGACUUGUAUUGUAUUAAAAGAUAUAAUUUAAUACGUAUUUGUUACAAGAAAAGAGUUUAAAAUGGCUCGGAAUAAGUCGCCUACUGCGACAUCGGAUAAGGAUAAAAAGAAGCCAAAGGAGGCAAAAAAGAAGAAAGGAGACUCGGGAUCAAGUAGUAGCGAUACCAGUGGCAGCUCAUCGGAGAGUAGUUCCUCGCGGUCUUCGUCGCGCUCGUCAUCAAGCAGCUCAGGCAGCUCGUCGCGCUCGUCGUCGUCGUCCAGCUCAUCGAGUUCCAGCAGCAGCAACAACGAUCGCUCCAGGUUGAAGAAGAAGCUAUCUCCACACAAAAGUCCACUCAAGGAUCGCCGCGGGGAACCUGACAAGGACAGGGAAAAGCUAAGGGAUCGCUCACCAUUGAAUGACAAAAAGAAAAUAUCAGCACCAUCUAAUGAUGCCAAGAGCAAGGACAAACAUGAAAGGUCUCCGGGCAGAAAGAAACGUGAACGCUCACCGCCACCACGCCCUACACGUAUACACAUUGGUCGUUUGACGCUAAAUGUAACAAGAGACCAUAUACAUGAAAUAUUCUCAACUUACGGCACAGUGAAAACUGUGGAGUUCCCUAUGGACAGACUGCAUCCACAUAAUGGACGUGGACAUGCAUAUGUGGAGUUCACUAAUCCGGAUGAAGCAGAAAAUGCCAUGAAGCACAUGGAUGGAGGUCAAAUCGACGGGCAGGAGAUCACGGCGGCGCCCGUGCUGGUGCCGUCGCGGCCGCGCCGGCCGUCGCCGCGCCCGCCGCCGCCGCGACACGCGCCGCCUCGUCGCCACUCGCCGCCACGGUACCGGCGGCGCAGCCCGCCGCCGCGCCGCCGCUCGCCGCCGCGCCGCCGCCGCUCGCGCUCGCGCUCCCCGCGCGCCGCGCCGCGCCGCCGCAGGUCCAGGUCCUCCUCCUCCUCUUCCCGCUAAGCCCCGCCGCACACGCUACACUACACCUCACGCACUCACGCACACACACAUACACGUUACACGUUCCAGCCCCCGCCGCACACGCUACACACUACACCUCACGCACUCACGCUCACACACAUACACGUUACACGUUCCGGAAACCACGGGAGGUAAGUAUGACCGACCCCCGUUUCCUAAACUUAGUACUUAGCGCUUUGGCCAGGUGAGUAUACUUUUGUAGAGGAUGAUGACUGCGCAAUGAAAUCGAAAUUCUAUUUAGUCCGUCGGACAGAUAAUAAAAAAAUAUUGGACACGUAUUUUUU